Messenger RNA from Striga hermonthica, 363 nucleotides. NCBI's taxonomy places the organism in Eukaryota, Viridiplantae, Streptophyta, Magnoliopsida, Lamiales, Orobanchaceae. The record is from the annotation of a GenBank genome assembly.
AUGUGGCGGAUUUAUGAUGGCUGGCUUGAGAUUCUAAAGAUUCAGAAGUUUCGGAGACUGGUGUCUUAUACAGGGUUCUUCUGUUUUACUGCGCUCAUCAGCUAUGUCUUCACUAACAAUACAGCUGGAUAUUCAAGAGCUGACCAGUUCUAUGCAUCUCUUCCUGCUGGAACUGAACUUCUUGCUGACCAAGCAAAGCUAUAUAAAGCUGCACUUGGCAAUUGCUUUGAAGUGGAAGACUGGGGGCCAAUUGAAUGGAGCAUCUUGGCCAAGCAUUUUGAGCGUCAAGGAAAAUCACCAUAUGCCUAUCAUGCACAAUAUAUGGCACAUCUAGCUUCUCAAGGACAAGUGGAUGGAAGUUGA